AUUCCGGCCUUUGAGAUGGUCAUGCGAGCGCGCACAAAUGUCUACCACUUGGAAUGUUUCGCUUGCCAGCAAUGUAAUCAUAGAUUCUGCGUUGGCGAUCGUUUCUACCUGUGUGAGAACAAAAUUCUCUGCGAAUAUGACUAUGAGGAACGUCUCGUUUUCGCCUCUAUGGCCAAUCAUCCGAUGUUGAAGCGACAUGCCAGCGCCAUUGGUCAAGGCUCACCGACGGGCGCUGGCGGCUUAAUGGGUGGUGGCAGUCCUGGCGUACCGGGUAGUGUUGUGCAAAAUGGACCGCGUACACCGGGCGAUCACAAUAACAACAAUGGCCCACAAAGCGGUGGUGGUGGUUCGCCGUUUGGCGUUCAAGCGGCAGCUGCAGCGCAUAUGAAGAACUCACUGGGCGCGUCCAGCUAAAAUAAAGCCUUGUCCAUGUUAGCCGGCGGUGGCAGUGGCAGUGGCAGUGGCAGUGGCGGCAACAAUGUCGGUGUCGGCGGCGUCGGCGUCGGCGUCAAUGCAGGGGCCAGCGUCAGUGGGUGCUAUUUUAAUAAUGGCGUAAGCGGCGGCGUCGGUAUCGGUGUCGGCAGUGGUGCAAGUCCUGGAGGUGUUGGUGCUGGCGUUGGCGGUGUAGGCGUGGACGGCGGCUGUAAAAGCUACCAAAGAAAAUACUAUGACAUAAAUUGACUGAAUGGUAAUGGUGGUGGUGGUGGUGGUGUUGGUGUUGUUGGUAGACGUUUGCCAAAUGAAGCAGCAAGUGUGGAAAGUAGUGAAAGGACAUACCUAAAAGGAUAAUUGUAGGAUGUAUGUAUGUACAUACUUUAUGUAUGAUGACUAUGUUAGUUAGUUUGAGUGUGUGAGUGUGUGUGUACGUACGUAUACCGUUGUGUAUAAUUAGUUGAUUUAGCGUUUUUAUAAUUACACUCAGUUAUUAAUUACUUACUUUCAUUGUGACUUGCGAACUGAAAGUCAGCUUAGAAAUGAAUUUAGUUUAAGUUGCUAGCAGGACAAUAUUUAAUUGUAGCUUUUAAUAUAAUUUAGUGUUUAUAAAUAUUCUUAAUUUAUUGUCAAACUUAUUUUAAUUUUAUGAAAAUGAUUCGUGUGCUGCAUAAUGAAAAUCGCGGAGAUUUGUUUGUGUAAAUAAGUAAGUGCAAGGGAUAUGCGAAAAUUAAUUGGUCGAUUGUGGAUAGCAACACAACCUCAACAAGAAAUGCUAUACAAGUUAAAAAAAA
Molecule: messenger RNA, 1226 nt
Organism: Rhagoletis zephyria (snowberry fruit fly)
Lineage: Eukaryota; Metazoa; Arthropoda; Insecta; Diptera; Tephritidae
Product: insulin gene enhancer protein isl-2a-like
Biological process (GO): positive regulation of transcription by RNA polymerase II
Cellular component (GO): nucleus
Molecular function (GO): transcription coactivator activity; DNA-binding transcription factor binding
Source: RefSeq, a predicted model, not a curated record